Aspergillus homomorphus CBS 101889 is the source of this 1440-nucleotide messenger RNA. RefSeq names its product putative proline utilization protein PrnX. NCBI's taxonomy places the organism in Eukaryota, Fungi, Ascomycota, Eurotiomycetes, Eurotiales, Aspergillaceae. The transcript has a single exon. Gene Ontology annotation, cellular component: cytoplasm. The record is from RefSeq and is a predicted model, not a curated record. The coding region runs from base 300 to 1352 and encodes 350 amino acids.
UGAAGUUGUCAAAUAGAUUCACGUUAUCAAUUUACCCCGCUUAUCUAAAACUGAACAGACACCGGAGCACCCCUCCGAUGCAUCCACACCCCUCCAUAGAUCAAUCGGUCAGCUCCUCCGACAUCGUCUACGCAAGCUACUCUCGAUCAAUCUGAUAGUCGGUGAUUAGAUAAAGCCCAAGUGCUUCAUUACCAGCGGAAACGACACCGCUUGUCAAAUCAGGCCUGGCCACUCUCCAACAUACAUCCGUGAAUCCUCCCUCGGCACCUACAGACCAGCCAUCAUAAUUCUAAUCCACGAUGCGUAUCCUGGCCGAGCCCGACAUUUCGCAGAUCCUGCGCGAGUUGACCCAGUCACAAUGCCACGACUUCCUCAAGGCUCUUUGCGACUCCCUCACAUCAGUCUUUAAUCAGUCGACCGUCCCCGAGGAGGAGCGCCUCAUCCACCAACCCCUCCGUAGCACCAUCCUCACCAAAGAGCAGAAUCUCUCGCUCUUCAUGCCGGUUUCCAACACUGCAAGCACAGGCAUCAAGAUCGUUACUGCCUCUCAGUCCCACGGCAUUAUUGGGGUUAUCAACAUCUUCUCCCCGGAAGGUAGUCUCCAAGGUCUCUUGAGCGCCGCCGAGAUCACUGCCUUUCGCACAGCCCUGACAAUCAUGUCCCUCCUCGUUCGCUGCCAGUCUCUCCGCAAGGAGAACGUGAUCAUAUUCGGCUCCGGCCGUCAGGCCGAAUGGCACGCCCGCUUGGUCCUCCUCUUGUUCCCAGGGCAGGUGCGCUCGAUCACCAUCCUCAAUCGCGGCCGCGCGCGACUCGUGGAGCUGGAGAAAGAGGUCCUUGGGGAAUUACGGGCUGCGCAUCCGCACGUUACAAUUACGACUAUCGCCAAGGACGAUGCAGACCCCAAUGUUUAUGAGGAGAAGCUGCGGGCGGCGCUGCAGACGUGCGAUGUCCUGUUCAGCUGCACACCGGCCACGCAGCCCAACUUCCCCGCUUCGUAUCUACAGCCGUUCCGGCAGAGGUUCAUCUCGCUGAUCGGAUCGUAUAAGCCGCAUAUGCGGGAAAUCGAUACGGAGACGUUGCUCUCGGGGGGAGGGAAAGUCUACGUGGAUUUGAAGGAGGCGUGUUUGGAGGAGUCUGGCGAGUUGAUUCUGGCGGAGAUGACGGAGGAUCAGUUGGUAGAGGUUGGCGAAUUGUACGGUGAGUUGGGGUCGGAGAGGCCGGUGGAUGUAGCUGAAGGGUGCAACGUAGUGUUCAAGUGUGUGGGUAUGGGGAUUAUGGAUUUGGUUAUUGGAAAUAAGCUUUUAGAUGUUGGACGAGAGAGAGGCAUUGGCAUGACAGUAGACGGUUUCUGAGGUGCUGGAUUGUUGAGGAUGGCAACGUGUGUGAAUUGAAAGCUGGACUGAGAGUCAAUGCAACAGUUGUUUAUUUAUAUAUUGGCGG